Monodelphis domestica (gray short-tailed opossum) is the source of this 4695-nucleotide messenger RNA. RefSeq names its product solute carrier family 25 member 15 (gene SLC25A15). The record is from RefSeq and is a predicted model, not a curated record. Gene Ontology annotation, molecular function: L-ornithine transmembrane transporter activity. Gene Ontology annotation, cellular component: mitochondrion. Gene Ontology annotation, biological process: mitochondrial L-ornithine transmembrane transport. NCBI's taxonomy places the organism in Eukaryota, Metazoa, Chordata, Mammalia, Didelphimorphia, Didelphidae.
GGGAGGUGUAGGUGGUGGGCAGGAGAAUCGGGAUUGGAAUAGGGACAAUGUAUGAUUACACUGAAAACCAAUUAGAGAAGGAUCGAUUCACAGCUUCCCGCCCGUACGACCCGGACAGGGAGAAGGCGCAGGAAGACGAGGAAGCCCAGGGUACCCUGCCAAGGGACGCGCUGCGCGGCGCUCCUGGGAGACACAAGUUGCGUGGUAGGAGCUUCAGAGGCCGCAAGCUCCGGGGCGGAGCGCUGCCCUACCCAGCCCAGCCCAGCCCAGCCCGGGCUGCUCGCUGACUUCCGCUUUCCCGGCUGGCAGGCAGAGCAGGGGGAGAAGCCUAGGAGGGAGCAGGAUGGCCGAGGCCAGCGGGCUGACUAGCUGGGCUGCAAGGUGUUGGCGCGCCACAGACGUGCAUCUAUAUAAGCCUGCGGGGGCGGGGCGGCGGGAGUGUUACACGCACCCCAGUUUAAACGGCCACCUCCGGGCCAUGGAGUGAGUGCAGCUGCUGUCUCUCGCACUCUCACUCCGCGUUGAGGCGGAGGAGGAGGAGGAGGAGGAGGAGACUCGGGCGGCCGCCCCUCGGCGCUGGGGUUAUUGGUGAGCAAUUCGCGGCACAGGCCCGGGUCUUUGCAAUGUGCCCGGAGAGCCUCGGGUAAAGAAGAGGGAACCCUGUGAGCUGGGGAGAUGAGAGAAAGCGAACCUUCUAGUUUCCUCCUCUCGCUCGGCUGCCUGCGCUUUCCUGGGAACCAGCUCUGACGCCUCCCUGCCCCUAACACGUGCAACCGGGGUAUGCAUUAUCAACUCUAAACUCUGGAUAUUUCUAUUCCAAGAGAGAGACAAACAGGUGGGACAAUAUGAAGUCCAAUCCUGCCAUCCAAGCUGCCAUUGACCUCACUGCAGGAGCUGCAGGAGGGACAGCAUGUGUGAUGACUGGGCAGCCUUUUGACACCGUGAAAGUGAAGAUGCAGACAUUUCCCAACUUGUACAAGGGCCUUGUAAACUGCUGUAUAAAGACAUACACCCAAGUGGGCUUUCGGGGCUUCUACAAGGGGACCACCCCAGCACUAAUUGCCAACAUCGCAGAGAACUCUGUACUCUUCAUGUGCUAUGGUUUCUGCCAACAAAUCGUGAGGAAGAUAGUUGGACUGGAGAAGAAUUCAAAGUUGAGUGAUGUACAGAAUGCAGCUGCUGGAUCUUUUGCUUCUGCUUUUGCUGCCUUGGUACUAUGCCCCACGGAACUGGUGAAGUGUCGCCUACAGACCAUGUAUGAAAUGCAGACAUCAGGGAAGAUAGCAGAAGGCCAGAAUACAGUGUGGUCUGUUGUAAAGGGCAUUCUUCGAAAGGAUGGCCCCCUGGGUUUCUACCAUGGACUCUCCAGCACUUUACUUAGAGAAGUACCUGGAUAUUUCUUCUUCUUUGGUGGAUAUGAGCUGGGCCGAUCAUUUUUUGCAUCAGGGAAAUCAAAAGAUGAGUUAGGGCCCAUCCCUCUGAUGUUAAGUGGUGGCUUUGGAGGAAUCUGCCUCUGGAUUGCUGUGUAUCCGGUGGACUGUAUCAAAUCAAGAAUCCAAGUUCUUUCCAUGUCUGGAAAACAGGCUGGCUUCAUUGGGACAUUUGCGAGUGUUUUAAAAAAUGAAGGGAUAGGGGCCUUGUAUUCUGGACUGAAGCCUACUUUGAUCCGAGCUUUCCCUGCCAAUGGGGCUCUGUUUUUGGCAUAUGAAUAUAGUAGGAAGUUGAUGAUGAGCCAAUUUGAAACCUACUAAUGUAUCUCGGUGGUACUGGAUUGAAAAACUGCUGCUGUUCAUCUCAGGGUUUUACUGAGUAUGAAGACCAACAUGAAAAUGUUCUAAUUUCAUAGGACUUCUCCCUUUCUCUCCCCAGCCUUCCAUUUUCCCAAAGAACCUAAAAUUUACACACACUAGUUUCUGCUAGUGUUUUUAUGAGAGAUAGAGUUCUAUCUUUUCUCCUAACUCGGAAUAUACCCAGUGAGCUUAAACUCUUCCCCAGAGAACCUGUCUUGAAAAUGGCUUUGGAUGUGUCCAUGGAGGCUCUUUGCAUCUCCCUUGGCCUUAUCUUUGAAGUGUGGAUAGUGGAAAGACUUGAAGUGAAGCAUGUAGUUUGGUUUCUAGUCUUUUACUUAAACUUAACCAGAAAAAACCUAGGGGUGGCCAUGUGUUAAUAAAGCACUGAAAGUGGAUCCAAAGAAGUGAUAAACAAUUGUUUAAAUAACACACUUUAAAUUUAUGCUUUCUUUUUUUUUUUAAGUACCUAUUAAGAUGUCCUAGGCAGUCAAUUUGUAAAAUAAAAUUUCCUUUAUCUCUGGUGCUUAGAAACUAAGAUAUCUCUGCUCCAGAAUAUAAUAAAAAAUCUUGCAGAUUGGUUUUCAGAUUGGCAUGAUUUUCACAUUUCUGAUAGUGGACAAAUUUCUGAGCCAAUGUUUUCCCAGAAAAGCCCUUAAGAUAGUCUUACUAGGUCAGAAAGCUAGGUGGCUCAGUAAAUUGAGAACCAGGACUAGAGACCGAGGGCAGGGGUUCAAAUCUGACAUCAAAUACUUCCUAGUUUUGUGACCCUGGGCAAGUCACUUAAACUCCAUUGCCAAGCCCUUACCGCUCUUCUGCCUUGGAGCCAGUAUACAAUAUUGAUUUUAAGAUGGAAGGUAAGGAUUUUAAAAAAAGAUAGUUUUUUUCUGGCAUAGCUCCAGCAGUUAUUUUUUUAAAGUGGGACACAUUUCCUCUCUGAUGUUAUGCUGGUAAAUUUAGUCUAAUAGACCAAAUUGUCCCAAAGCCAAUGACAAUAUCAUUGGUGUUCCCUUCACUUCUCUUAGAUCCCCUCCUCAUAAAACUCCUCAUGUUUCCAUGGUUGGGUUGAGUUGAGUAAGGGCCAUACAGGAGGGCUACCCUGAAGAGAUAGCUCUUGGACCUCUGGUUUUUACUCACCAUGUCCAGCUGUCUGAAUUUUAAAGUGGCAGAGUCUAGGGUACCAAUGAGUAAUCUCCUUGAUGUCAUUCUUUGGUUUAUUUUUCUGUGGUCUCCAACCAUGGAAGAGGGGAAGGUAGAAGACAUCUACUUUGUAAAUCUAGAAACACAAUAAGUCCCCUUGUGCUCUUGUAAUCAUCAACUGAUGCUGGUAUGGGAAAUUCAGUGCUCAUAUCACACAAAAUAGCACUGCAUAGGGAGUUAUUUCUCUGUAGUGAGUAAUGUCAAUGGUAACACAUCCUGAAGUUCACAUAAAGGUCCACAUAUUGCCAUUUAAUUUUUUAGGUUGUUUGAUCCUUCUGAAAUAUGUUUCAGUGAAUGUCUGAGUUUUAGAAAUGGUGCUUAAUGAUUUCUGAUUUUUAAUAUGUAUGUGAUAUGAAUAGAAAAUUAUAAAACUGAUUUCUGUAACUCAUAAGAAAAAACUCAUUACUUUGUCUCACACACACACAUACACAUGCAAAAUUAUAGUCAUUUUAUCUUAAAGAAUAUCUUAAAGGACCUGGUUACUUGUUAAUAGCUAUAUUUUGUCCUUCACCCAAUGGGCAUUGUGAUAACUAAUUUUUUUAAAACACAUUCAUUGUGUACAUAGAAUUGGGUUGGUAGAGAGAUUGCCUGAAGAUGUUACUCCCUCAUAAGUGACUUAUCAACCAAUAUUUGAAGAUAAAACCAAAGAUGAUAGCAAUCAUGUAGUCUGUACUUACUUGGACACUUUGGGAUGUUUCCAUGCUGAGAUUCAUAAAUCUUUAUUAUGACCCCUCCCCAAAAGAUUUUUUCCUUUUUUUAAUCAAUGUUGAAAUCUCCCCUAAAAUAAUUAACUCUAUCAUCAGAUUUGAAAAUGCUGCCUUAAAAAUGUUGAUUUCUUUCAUUUUAAUAAUAUUUAUGGAGCUAUCUCCACCCCUCCAAUUCUAGAACUAAUUAGAAACAAGGGUAUAAGAAAAGUAGUGAUUUUACUGAAGUUACACAAGCUGCUGUUCAUUUUGGUGAUGAUUCUCUAGGGUAGGGCUCAAAAUAUUUGAGAGGCUGCAGGCUGACUGGUCUUAGCUUCCAUUUAAGUCAGGGCUUCCUCAACUGGGAUCUGUUACCCUUAUGAAUAGACAUUAGGGUCCAUGAACUUGGAUGGGGAAAAAAAUUACAUUUUAAUUUUCAUUAACUUCUAGCCAAAAUUUAGCAUUUUCUCUAAUACUUCCUUAGAUUAGAGCAUUAAAUUAGAUCUACUUUCUGAAUCUGAGAAGAGAAGGCUUCACUAGAUUGCGAAAGGGGUCCAGGAAACACAACACACACAAAAGGUUAAGAACUUCUUCUCUAAGUGAAUAUUUUGGCAUUUCUCAAAAUUAUUAGUCUUGACUUGAGGUACAAAAGGAAACAGCAUGCUCAAAAUCCUAUCUUCUCCUCUCUCAAAAGAAUCAUGUCCACAAAGGCCUACCCCAUGUGCCUAUUCUAAUUUCCCCAUGUUAGCCCUGCCCUCAGCCUAGCUUUUCUGCAAAGCACAUGCCUUUUCAACAUACUACAUGAUUCAACAAGAAUCAUUUGAAGUGCAAUGGGUGGAGCUGUAAGCUAACCAAGUCAGAACAGAACUUUGAUUGAAUCUAUUUAAUGAAUUCAUGUUUGACUUUGGAGUAUAAUUGGUACCACUUAACAUCUGUUUUAUUUCUAUAGGAAUAUAACUUCAAAUACUGUGUUUCAAGACUCUGGUAUUUCUAUCAUUAAAUUAUUUCCUUAAUACAUGAAUAUA